CAAUAGGUACUUAUACUCUUUGCGCUGUAGCAUGGUGCGGGUGACAGUUACCUGUAUGACGUUGACAUCUGUCAAUACCACAUGACUAGGGAUGUGACCUUAUGCAAUUCAUUUUUAUCGCUAACGAUACUCGCGGCAUAAACCUAGUUCUCUUUAAAUAUUGUUAUGAAAAUUAGUGUGUUAUUCAGUUCUGCAGUGUAACUACAUGUAUAAACUUGUCAAUAUAAAUGUUUUAAGGCUACAUAAUUAUCUUUGUUCUUAUAUAAAAUAAUGAAAAUCGGGUUUGUUUUUUUUCGUGACAACAUUUUUGCUCUAUGGCGCGGCGGCCAUUUUGUUUACUCCUCCGAUGCUGUGAGUACGAAUACGAGUGCUAGCGCCUUGACACGUAUUACGAUUUCAUUAUUUGUUUUCAUUUUUGUUAAAUUGUUAUUUGUUAUAAGUUUGUUAAGUUUGUUGUUUUAUUUGUUAAAGUUUGUUGGUUGAAUUUGUUGUUAUUACUAUGCCUAAGCAUACAAAAAAAAAAACAGUUUUGGGUAGUCAGGCCAGGGAGCUUGUUGUUCGCCUCCGAGACUACUUUGAAAGAGAACAACAAAAUAAUGGACCGUUGUUACCAUUGAAUCGAAUUGUAGAACGAGUAACCGAAGCUCUUGAUAUUGGCCGCAAUACUGUUUCGCGUAUAACACGUGAGAAAAUCGGCCAAGAUGGGAUGUCUGAAAAUAAAUUAUCGACACCCAACAAAAAGCGGACCAAGGUGAAGCCAAUCACAGAUUUAGAUGAUUUUACUAGGGUUGCUAUUAGAAAUCAUAUUUAUGAUUAUUAUAGAAGAAUGGAGCUACCCACAUUGCUCAAGCUUCUAAAAUCAUUAAAAGAAGUUGACUUGUUCAAAGGAGGUAUUACUUCGUUGCGGCAAGUUAUAAAAGAUAUUGGCUUUGUUUACAAAAAAGUUAACAAAAGGAAGAUUAUCAUGGAGAGGACUGACAUUGCCCUAGCAAGAUGUACAUUUUUAAGGAAGGCUAAAAACAUAAGUGAUUGGAGCAAAGUUGUCUUUUUGGAUGAAACGUGGCUAAACGCCAACCACACAGUGGCUAAAAGUUGGACCGACGAUACGGCACAAUCGAGUACCAAAGUACCGGAGGGCAAAGGCGAACGCCUUAUUAUUUGUCACGCAGGUACAGCAAGUGGAUUCGUCCCUAAUUGUUUGCUGGCUUUUAAGUCAAAAAAAACUACGGAGUAUCAUGAGGAGAUGAACUACGAAAAAAUUAAAGAUUGGUUCAUAGGUCUAUUAAAUAAUUUAAAAGAGCCUAUGACCAUAAUAAUGGACAACGCACCCUACCAUUCGGUACAAGUUAAUAAACCCCCAAACCAAUCCAACCGCAAAAGCGAGUUGGUGAAGUGGCUGAGUGAAAACGGAGUUACAGCGGAUAUAAAAAUGUUAAAGACGGAGCUUAUUGCCUUAAUCCGGCGUCAUAAGCCACCAACUCCUACCUAUGCUCUGGACGAGAUAGCAAAAGAAAAAGGCCACCAGGUCCUUCGACUACCACCCUACCAUUGCCAGUAUAAUGCUAUUGAGCUGAUUUGGGCUCAAAUAAAAGGUCACGCCGCAAGAAAUAAUACUUCGCCGCCCUUUACGGCAAAUAAGAUGUUGGCCCUAUUACAAGAGGCCAUCAACAAUGUUCAUCCUGAAGACUGGUCGAAGGUCGUGAAUAAAACAAAAAGGGAUAUUAUGUCUGAUUGGGAUCGUGACAUACAUAUUGACAACAUAAUUGAGUCUUCGUUAAUAAUAUCCGUCACAGAUUCAGAUGAUGAAUUGAGUGAGAAUUCAGAUGUUACUGACUCUGACAUGAGUUUAGACGAAUAAAAUGUAUUUUUUCUCUGCAACCAUGCCCUAUAAAUGUUCUGUUGUAUAAUUAUAGACCUUUUAACAACAAAAAUUGAUAUACGCUCAA
Trichoplusia ni (cabbage looper) is the source of this 1946-nucleotide messenger RNA. RefSeq lists its product as uncharacterized. Lineage: Eukaryota; Metazoa; Arthropoda; Insecta; Lepidoptera; Noctuidae. The record is from RefSeq and is a predicted model, not a curated record. Bases 500 to 1858 code for a protein of 452 amino acids. The transcript is spliced from 2 exons. Gene Ontology annotation, molecular function: nucleic acid binding.